Messenger RNA from Fusarium coffeatum, 936 nucleotides. RefSeq lists its product as uncharacterized. The record is from RefSeq and is a predicted model, not a curated record. The transcript has a single exon. NCBI's taxonomy places the organism in Eukaryota, Fungi, Ascomycota, Sordariomycetes, Hypocreales, Nectriaceae. The coding region runs from base 1 to 936 and encodes 311 amino acids.
AUGGCUCCCCUCAAAGUGAUAAUCAUAGGCGGUGGCCUUGCGGGCGCCUGCCUAGCAAACGGCCUCCUUAACAACUCCGACUCCAUCUCAGUGACAGUCUACGAACGCGAUCCCCAAGGCUCCUCAAUGGGCGACUACCAAAUCUGUCUGGGAGCCCAUGCCCUUACCGGCUUCAAAGCGUGCCUCACAAAAGAACAGUACGCCCAGCUCCUCCCACUCUUCGGAAAAUCAGGAGGUGUCGUAUCGUCCGCACCAUGCAUCUUCAGUCCUCCUGACCUGAGGGUUCUGAUCGAUCUGAGUAAAGUUCCUCUCUAUGAGAAGAGUGCUCCCAUCGCAAGAACUAGGUUGGAGGACUUUUUGCAGAAACCACUACAAGAGAAGGAUGCUAUUGUGUAUGGGAAGAAGUAUGUGAAGUAUGAGAUCUUGGAAGGAAAGAUGGGACAGAGUAGUGUCAGAGUGCAUUUUGAUGGUGGUACUUGGGAGGAUUGCGAUGUUCUUGUCUCUGCAGAGGGAAGUGGAAGUAGGACUAAUAAGCAAAUUGGUCUCGACAACAUUAUCACAGAAGUCAAGCCAGGACAUGGCGGCUUUUUAGGAGAAUGUCAUCUUCCAUGGUCAGUUCUACAGACUUUACCAAACCAGCUUUUGGAGAAGGGCACGAUAUACACUGGAAACUCCAGGGCCAUGGUCUUCGCAGCUGCAUAUCUACCCGAUAGCCUAUCCAAGCAAUCCUCCGAUAAACCUAUCAACUACGACGAAGAACAAGGAUCACUGUUCCUGGGCAUGUCAUGGAAAACAGGACCUUCAUCAAUGGAUUUUCCAGAAGACAUUGACAAGAAAGCCCUUAUGCGAGAGAAACUCACCGAAGCGGGUUUCCACCCUGACUUUCACAAGCUAGUCGACGCAGUGGAUAAUGAGGAUCUCAUGACUACAUCAUGA